This is a messenger RNA of Mya arenaria, 6496 nucleotides long. RefSeq names its product endoplasmic reticulum metallopeptidase 1-like. The coding region runs from base 1 to 2688 and encodes 895 amino acids. Gene Ontology annotation, molecular function: metalloexopeptidase activity. Gene Ontology annotation, biological process: proteolysis. The transcript has 14 exons. The record is from RefSeq and is a predicted model, not a curated record. Lineage: Eukaryota; Metazoa; Mollusca; Bivalvia; Myida; Myidae.
AUGGCAGCGCCCAUGGAUGAGAACUAUUUGAGAAACCGUUUAGGGAAGUCAGCUGCUUUUGACGCCAAUGGAACUGAUAUAGAACAUGACAAUAAGAAAUCUGCCAAAAGAAAAGUCAAUGGAGCUUAUCUAUUUACUUGCGUCUUCGUAUUUUACCUUGCAAUAUUCAUAUUUGUGCGGUUUCGUUCAUUUUCAUUUCCUCUUCCGAAAAGCCAAGAUAAACACUCCCCGAAGGAUGUGUUUUAUGAAACUAAUGCUAGAAUUCAUUUGAAGGAAUUUUCCUUACACGGACCUCGGGUUGUAGGAAGUGAUGCUAAUGAAGUUUAUGCAUAUCAGUACAUUUUAAAGCAGUUGAGGACAAUUCAAACAGAAAAAAAUCCACUCAAGGACAUCCUUAUUGAUGAGCAAAAUGCAACUGGUUCAUUUGAUAUAGAAUUUUUAUCUGACUUUGUAAGUGUAUAUAGAAACAUUAAAAAUGUUGCAGCAAUGGUAAAAUCAGAAACAGGAUCAAAACACAGCUUGCUGAUGAGUUGCCAUUUUGACAGUUCCAUUGACAGUCCAGGCGCUGGAGAUAAUGCAAUUAGCUGUGCUGUAAUGAUAGAAGUCUUAAGAGUAUUUUCCCAGAUGAAAGAAAAAAUCGACCAUAAUAUCAUAUUCCUGUUCAAUGGGGCUGAAGAAAACCUAUUACAGGCAAGUCAUGGGUUCAUUACAAAACAUCCUUGGGCAAAGUCCAUCCGAGCCUUUGUUAACAUUGACUCAGCUGGGGCUGGAGGCUGGGAAGUUGUCUUUCAAACAGGUCCCUCCCACCCUUGGCUGGUGCGGGCGUAUGCAGAGUCUGCUCCCUACCCGAGUGGCUCCAUCAUGGGACAGGAAAUGUUCCAGAGUGGCAUUAUUCCUUCAGACACAGACUUCCGUAUCUACAGAGACUUUGGUGAAAUACCAGGAUUGGACAUUGCGUACAUUACGAAUGGUUAUGUGUACCACACACAGAAUGACAAGACCAGAUACAUCCAACCAGGCUGUGUACAAAGGGGAGGUGAAACCCUUCUGGCUCUACUAAAGAAGCUGUCCUCCUCCUCCCACCUGAUAGACCCGGGGGAAGACAAACACGGAACCAUGAUCUUCUUUGACUUUGUUGGAUAUGUGAUGAUCUUCUAUCCACAGAGCGUUGCUGUUAUGAUCAACAGCGCGCUUGUGGCCACAAUUGUGUUCAGAAUUCUACGCAAGACAUUAAACAUGGUCCCGUCAGAUCAACAGGAUCCCAAGUACCUGAAAAACCUACUGACGGCAGUGGUGUGUUUGGUGUUGACCUGGGUUGCUAUGGUGAUGACGUGUGUUGCCAUGGCACUGGGGAUUACCUUGCUAGGGGGAAACAUGAGCUGGUUCACACACAACUACAACCUUGUCCCCCUGUAUGUCCUUCCAUCCAUCAUUGUCAUCAUUCUCCUACAAGACACCUUUCAUAAUACUAUUUUUAAGAACAACAGUAUGUGGUACAAUGAGCAGGUGUUUUUUGAGGCGACACUGAGUGUGUGGAGCAGUCUCCUGCUUUUGAUGACCUUGAAGGGUAUUGGCAGCGCCUUCAUGCCCAUGUUAUAUGUGCUGGGGCCUCUAGUGGUCAGGGACAGGACAAUGUGGGCUUCCAAGGCAUGGAACUGGAGAGACCAGCCAUGGAGUUUUGUGGCCCUGCAUUUGUUAUCCCUGCUGGUUCCAGUCCUAAUGACGAUCUAUGCGGGCCACGCUGUGUUUGUUCUCUUCAUCCCCAUAUUUGGCAGGACGGGAACCUCUGUCAAUGCUGAUGUGGCUAUAGGGGCGCUGUGUGCCAUACUUCUUGUGCCUCUCACUGGAUACUUGGUGAGCUUAUGUUACCUGUGCCAUGGUUUGAGGCGUGUGUGUGCGGUGCUGGGGGGAGUCUCUCUUGUGUGGUUGGCAGUCAUUUUGCUAACACCGCUGGGGUUCCCGUACAGCGCAGACCUAGAGCAGCCAUCGCCCAUGAGACUCCUUGCCUUGCAUUCAGUGCGCCGAUCACGUGACUCCAGUGGGACAGUGGUGCACGAGGACUCGGGGAUUCUACUGCUGCCAUUUGACUAUAGUAACAACACACACCUUGUUAAGGCCAUUCCCAGGCUAAGUGAGGCAAAGGACAUAGAUUGUGAACUGGGUCCAUAUUGCGGGGUUCCAUAUCUCAUUCCUAUCAUCAGUAUGAUACAUCCAAAACACAGCUUAUACUUGCCAGUGAAAAGUCACACUAGACCUCCGGUACAGUGUGUCCUCACCAAGAAACAGUAUGAGCAGUCUUCAGGCUAUACCAGGCUCGACUUUGACAUCUCAGGACCUGACCACUUCACAGUGCAGGUACGGCCCCAUGCAGGUGUUAGUCUGGAGCGCUGGAGUGUGAGUGAAUAUGUUCCGGAGCCUGCAGCCAUGCCACAUGAUGUUAACGAGACCACAUACUUUGUGUAUUACUCACACGGUCAGAAGCCUGAUGGGCCAUGGCAGUUUUCUAUCUACCUAAAGACUGCUCCUGGACAUGACGAGUCAAAGGGCCUGGUUGACAUGGGUCUGUCCGGUCACUACCUGCACAGCGCUGAGAAACACACGAAGGAGAUGGACGCCUUCCUGGCCGAGGCCCCAAACUGGACGACUUCUGUCAGCUGGGCUGCAACAUGGGACGGAUACGUGUUUUAAUAUCAAGAUUUGGUCAUCAAAAUAAUAAAUAGAUGUUUGGAAGAACAAGUCCAAAUUCAUUCCUUUCUGCUUAGGUUUAAAAGAAGGGAAAACCCUGGAUCUCAAAUUCCAUAUUUUUUUAUGAGCCAAAUAAACACUUAACGGGUGUUGGGCUUAUUGGCUUAUGCUUAUUCUGCAGCUGUUAAUUGUUGAAUGUGACACCAAAAGAACAUAGGACAUUUUUAAUGACAAAAUAUAUUAAAAUGUGUUUGGACCUUGAUUACUUGAUAUUAAAUAGAUUGGUUUUGUUCAUUUGUUCAAUUUUGCAGAACCAUAUAAUCAAUGCACUAUUAACUUUAUGUCUACUGAAGAGUGGUGUUUUCUGAAUUGAAGCUAUCACACAAUCUAUCACUGCCUAGAUAUACGGGUUCGUGACAUCUUCACAAUGUAUAUCCAUUACAUAUUUUAUGAAUUAAAAUAACUGUUUGCUGAAUGAAUGUGCUUGAGUGCUUGAAAAUAUUAGACACAAGUGUACUAGGGCAUAGAUGGGUAAAAGUUUUGAACCAUACCUAAUUGUCAAUUACUCACGGGUAUCCAUUUACAUUCCACACCAUCAAAUAAACAUGACAUAGAAUAAUAAAUACACUGUUUCUUCCCUAUUUUAAAUCAUUGUGAAGUAACCAUAUCUUAUGAAACAAAUGCAGUUACAAACAUUUUUGUUUGUUUGUCCAAUGAAAAAUUGGAAUGUUGUCUGUUUAUGUGGACUCUAGUCACAAAUCCUAGGGAAUGUCGUCUAUGACAAGGCACAUGGAGGAGAAACCCUCCUUUCAUUCAUUUCAGGCGAUAAAGUUGAUGUAAAGUCAAAUAAAAAGCACCAAACAUUAUUUGGUAUUGCUGUAUUGGUCAGGUUUCUUGUACCAAUACAUACCAAGCAAUGAGUACUUGUCCAAGUGUUCAUGUAGUUAACAUGACUGCCAUAAAAGAAAAAUCUUUGGAGAAAUUUGAGAAAAAUCUUCAUGAAAUUUAUGCCUUUGUUUUUGCUCAUCUAGUUUUUCUAAGAAAAAGAAGGCAAGAUAUUGUCAAGGUUUCCCACACGACACAAGACAACACGCUUGUGUAUGUGAUUUAAUAUAAUCGUUUUCUUAAUUGUUGUAAAAUAAAUAAGCAAGACCCAUCACUAGGGCUAAAAACAUUUUAGAAUUAUGACCAUUGAUUGACUUUGAAAUUUACAAGUGUUUGCAUCCUACUGCUCAGACUGUUUGCAUCUUACUGUUCAGACCAUCGGAUAUAACAUAUUGAUACAAUACUGAAAAAGGUAUGUAUGCAUAUUUGUUACUGAUACAUGCACAUAUAUUUUAAUAGAUAUGAAUUCCAUGUUACCGUUUUGUUUUCAUAUUUUGAUGGUAGUUAAAAUUGUUAUACAUUAUGAAUAAUAUAUAUAUAUAUAUUUUGAUGAAAGAAUAUGUACAUAAAAUUAUGGUAGCUCAUUUACUUACUUUUUCACAAAAAUACCUAUUUUGAUGGCAAAUAUUAUUUAUAUAUUUCAUACCAAGAUAUUUUUGAUGAUAAUUUUAUUUAUUAGUGAGACAAACUUCAAUGCAGAUAUUGUUACUGGUAUAUUGUUAUAGCAAGAUAUACAUUUAUUUGUUACUGAUACAUUACUUUUAUUGACAUGUUUUGGCAUAUUUUCAGAAAUGCUCAAAAUCUAAGCAGGGAGAACUUUUUUGUAAUAAAUACAUAUCAGUGCCUUAAAGGAACUCAUUCAUCGAUUUUAUGUAACCGGCUAUUUUGUAAGAUUUGCUCAAAUUGAGCAAUUUUAUUUUAUUUAUAUGAACAAACACCAAUUUGCAACUGGCAAAUAUACAUUAAAACAGAAUUCUGUAAAUUAAUUCUAAAAUGAUUCAAAUUUCAAAAGAGCUUCUAACACUUUUUUGCAAAAUAAGACAAGUAUUUUAGUAUUUUAUUAAUUCAUAACAGAAGGGUUCUAAUUUGGACUUUUGAUGAUGUUUGAUCAUAAUAACAAGCAUUUUGAUCACAUUUUACAUAUUUUAUUUUUUAUUUUUUGACUCUUUAAAAUGUAAAAUAGCCCAUUUAAACAUGUAUAAAUGUUGUUCGAAAACAUUGUGAAAGUGCUAUUUACCAUAAUUACCUGAUGUGUUAUAUAAAUACAAAUCAGUUAAUUUCCAGUCAACAGUAUGAACUGUUUCCCUGUCACGCUUUGAUAUCAUUAGAAUUUCUAAAAAAAAUAAAAAAAAUUAGGGCGUUUCAUUACCCGGUAACAUUUUUUUAAUGUUUUUAUCACUUUGUUCAAAUAAAUAUUUGAUCAGGUAAUAAAACAGUUAUUUCCUUUUUUUAAGAUAAUCUUUUGAUUAAGUAAUAAAACAGUUAUUUCAUGGUUAUUUUAAAAACUUUUGAUCAAGUACCCCCUGUAAUAAAAGUUCAAACAGUUAUUUCAUGGUUAUUUGGGUAACAGCCAAAACUGUUGCCCCAAGGUGGAAGGGUUAACAUCUGAACUGUUGCCUGAGGUCGAAAGUUAAUUUGAUGGUAAUUUCCCCAAGAAAAAAACUAACUAUCAGAAAUGUGACUCAUGUCUUAUCAAACAUACUGCUUAACUUUCAAACUGUAUUAAUUAUAUUAUACAAAUUGCUAUUUCCAAUCUCCUAUCCCUGUAUCCUCUGAAACUUUUAAACAUAUGUGAGUAUGUAAUGUUUACUUUUAGUUGUCCCGAUGUAUUGAUUUCUUUUUAUUUUCUCGAUUUUACAUUUUAUUAUAAACGUAAACUGCACUGACUUUCUUAUUUGAGAUGCCAUGACAUGUUUUGUCCAGAUGUCUUUUAUUUGUCAAUUUAAAAUUAACAAAUUUCAUUGGGGCCUUAUGAAGUGUGCCACACUUAUGAUCAUGGAACUUAAAAUAUAUUAAAAUCUUUGUAUACGUGUUUCCAAUUAGGCAUAGAAAAAAAAUUUCACUGCAGUAUGUCUCCAUGACUUUUGUUUAUUUUCCCAAAUGUUCAAUUUGUUUUGUUAUUUUACAUGUAUUUUUGCUUUUUUGCCAUUAUGCUUUAAAUCAAACAAUUUUCGCUUUUAAUUAAUGUUAAUGUGUCAGAGAUUGGAACUCGGGUCAACAAAAGGAAAAGCUGAUUGGUUUCACAUUCACGUGAAAGGUAAAGCUAUACUAGUAUGUAUUUAGUCUGGACACACUCCCAAGUUUGUGAUAAUGAAUAGCUUUUUCAACCUCCACAGCUUUAUUUUUGUACCAUGCAUUUAAUGAGCGAAAUGAUCUAUCUGACUUAUAUUUGAUAGUAUAUGAUUUGCAUAAAAUCAAUACUUGAUAAUAGAUACCAAGUUUUCACAAUUUUACUUUAUAAUGUGUAUAUAUUUUAUGUUGCCAUACAUAAUUUUUAAGUUGUAUGACCUGUUAUAACAUCCUUUGAUGUACAAUGAUUGGGCCAGAGGCCACAUAUCAAAAUAAACAUUCUAUGCUAUCCAUAUUAAAUUUUUCAGCAUUGAGGCACCUUGAUGACUCUUUCUGAUCAUUUCUUGAACAAAUGUAAAUUCUAUCACAUUUUAAACCUAUUCCUUAAUUUUAUGCGGGUAACUUAUCAUAAUAUUGAAUUUCUUGUAGUGUUAGCUUGUACCGAGAUCCUAAUGUUAAUAAACCAUUCCAUCUUUGCACAUAUAUAAUUUUUGCCUUUUAUAGUGAUACAUAUUUUUUCUGUUCAAAAUUACUCAGUGUUCUUUAUGGGCAGUUAAAUAUGUAUUUUUUUGUCAUUUUAAAUUUUGUUGUCUUUGCACUUAUAUUCGUUUUUAAUAAACACAUGCAAUAUACCUGA